CGAACAAGGAACACAAAUUUGCCGCUUUAUUAUUUAAAAAAACACCGUCCAAUAUACAACCAGCGUUGUCAGUUUGCUUUCCUCAACACAGCGGAUGAGAAAACGAGAGGACCCAACGACACCUAACCAAUAAAUUGCCAGCUUUGUUUACAGUAUUUUACAAUUUUCCCCGAAUUUACUGCAAUGGAAGUGCUGCAAUUCAUUGACACGAAAACUGUGCCGGAUAUUGUCCAUACCUACUCACCAGAGCUGAAAAAAAACGCAGUUCCAAUCAUCAUAGACAAUGGUUCUUACACAUGCAGAGUGGGCUGGGCCACUUCCAGUGAGCCCCUGAUUCAAUUCCGCAAUCUAAUAGCCAAACCGCGCAGAGAACGGCUGAAAAAAGAUACAAUCGAAAUACCGCAGACUCCCCAACUACAAGUUGGCAACGAUAUUGUUAACAUUGAAGCGGUGCGGUUUCAGUUGAAGACUCAAUUUGAUCGAAAUGUGGUAACGCAUUUCGAGGCGCAAGAGCAUCUUCUGGACUACGCUUUCAGUCAUUUGGGCAUAAAUACUGAAGACUGUGUGCCGCAUCCCAUUCUGUGCACUGAAGCCGUUCUGAAUCCCAAUACAUCCAGACAAUUGAUGUCUGAGCUGCUCUUUGAAUGUUACAACGUACCGGGAAUAUGCUACGGAAUCGACUCGAUAUUUGGCUACCACAAUUAUCAUAAGCCAAUGGAAAGUGCUUUGAUUGUGAAUCUGGGCUACCAAUGCUGUCACAUCAUUCCCGUUUUGAAUAACCAAACGAACUUUGAAAAUACCCGAAGACUUAACACGGGAGGCUUCCAUAUAGUCAACUUUUUACAUCGACUGUUGCAGCUAAAGUACCCAGUGCAUGCCACCGCAAUCACGGUGAGCCGAGCUGAAGAACUGCUGCACAAUGUGUGUAGAGUGGCAGUUGAUUAUCGCGAGGAACUGAAGAAAUGGGCCAAUGCAGAGUUCUAUGAGAACAAUGUGAAGAAAAUCCAGCUUCCUUUUACUGUAAAUACCAUCACUUCUGCAGUUACGUUGGAACAACAAAAGGAAAGGAAGAGAGAACUAGCAAGACGAUUAAUCGAAAUAAACGCCAGAAAACGCGAAGAACGUCUAGCGGAAGAUGAAGAAAAAAUCGGACAACUGUUGGAUAUCAAGGAAAUGAUCGAGCUGGGAGCAGACCGGGAAACAAUCGAGCGAACUUUAACGGAGUUUCAAAUAAAAAACGUGCUGGACUUGGAAAAAACCAUCUUCACUUUGAAUACCAAAAUAGAGAAAACCAAGCAGAAAAUACUCGCGGCAUCAAGCAACAUUGACGAAAUGGAGGAGCCGCAAGCCAAACAAUCAAAAUUCUCCAAAAUGGCUUUCGAAAGCGAUAAAGAAAUGUAUGUGUUUGUGCAAAACGUCAGGAAACUGAAGCAGGAAAUUUUGACGAAGAAAAUGGUCAGGAAGCAACGCAAGCAGGAUAUGGCCAAACGGCGAACGGCCGCAGGACAGGAAAGAAUGCGGAUCAUCUCACAGCUAGCGAGAAAAGAGAAAGGAAACGACGAUUUUGGGAUGAGAGACGAAGACUGGGAUAUUUACAAAACAAUCAGCAAAGACGGCGGCGACUCGGACAGUGAAGCGGAAAAUGAGAAACUGCUGGAAUUCGACGAAAUCCUUCGAACUCACGAACCAUCGGAACUGGGAGACUGCUCGCAACCGGGAGAAGCACAUCAGCUCCAUAUUGGCGUGGAAAUGUUCCGGGGGCCGGAGCUGAUUUUCAAGCCAUACAUGAUCGGCAGUCAAGAAGCCGGCCUUUCAGAAGUUAUUGCAUACGUGCUGUCGUUGUUCAACCCUGAUGAUCAACUGAAGCUGGCUUCAAAAGUGGUGGUAACCGGAGGACUGGCCGAUCUUCCCGGUCUGAGAGACCGACUGCUGACCGAUUUGAUCUCGGUGAGACCAUUCAAAUCAACGGUCAAUAUCACCAUCAUAAAUAACGCCAGUCUCUCGUCCUGGUAUGGAGCCAGAAACUUCGCACAAUCCGCAGAGUUUAUGGACACUUUAGUCACCAAAAAAAUGUAUCAGGAAAUGGGUGCAGAGUAUUUCAAAGUUCACAAGUACUCCAACCCGUUCAACGCCAGUCCAACCAGCAUCGCCGUUGAAGGCGAUCUCUGUGUUUAAAGGUAGAGAUUUUAUCGAACACAUUUAGACUGCCUAAGGCUAAACCAUCUCCCGUUAAUUGCGAUAAGAUUCACUUUAGGUCGAACAUUCAGCGAAAUAAAACGCAUUUUAAGA
Messenger RNA from Dendroctonus ponderosae (mountain pine beetle), 2289 nucleotides. RefSeq names its product actin-related protein 5 (gene Arp5). The coding region runs from base 184 to 2175 and encodes 663 amino acids. Gene Ontology annotation, cellular component: cytoplasm; Ino80 complex. The record is from RefSeq and is a predicted model, not a curated record. The transcript is spliced from 10 exons. Gene Ontology annotation, biological process: regulation of DNA-templated transcription. Lineage: Eukaryota; Metazoa; Arthropoda; Insecta; Coleoptera; Curculionidae.